AAUCUAGUUUCGUUUUCACUAGUAACUGAAGAUGGGUUCGUUGUUCCGGAGCGAAGAAAUGCAACUGUCUCAGAUGUUUCUGCACACAGACAUAGCCUACAUGUGCAUAUCCGAGUUAGGGGAGUUGGGACUGGUGCAAUUUCGAGAUACCGUCCCAGGUACCAACGCCUUCCAGAGAAAAUUUGUAAAUGAAGUUCGAAGAUGUGAUGAAAUGGAGCGAAAACUAAGAUUCCUGGAGAAGGAGAUCGAAAAAGAUAAAUUUCCCAUAUUGGACACUGGCGAAAAUCCAGAAGCUCCGGCCCCACGUGAAAUUAUCGACUUAGAAAGUAUUUUUGAAAAAUUAGAGAACGAGCUGAAAGAAGUGAACUCAAGCGCAGAAAAGCUAAAGAAGACGUACCUGGAAUUGUCUGAACUGAAGCAGAUUUUGCGCAAAACGCAGACAUUUUUUGACGAAGUAAGUUUUUAUUUUUUCGUACGAGUUAAUGUGUCGCCUUCAAACUGAUUUACAACGUACAUUCGAUAAGUCAGAUGUUGCGUUAUAGUUCGGUAAUGUGUUUUAGUAAAUACGUUAAGUUAUGGUCUAUCAGGCUCGAUGAACAUAAAAUAUUAUGGUUAACGUAAGUGAUGGUGGUAUAGUCCACUCAUAUUCAUACGACUAAGAAUAAUUUCAAGUUUUAUCUAAACAUGGUAUUGUCAGACUAACCUCUAUUUCUUCCCGGCCUGGCGAUUUGAUGAGUUUACGCGUAAUACUCAUAUCAUUUGCUAGUCCUACUUCAUUGUGGGUAACAGAUUGAACUAACCAACUGGUUAUUCAUCACCUGUCGAUUAACUAUAAGCUUUUUUCGGCAUUUAUGAUCAUAAGUUUAGUUAAUAGGGUAGGCCUGUCCUACUUCCAUUAAUCUAAGUGUUAGUUCUCAUGCAUUUGUCCGUACAGUGCAGAUAUCUGAAAAUUAGGAAUGUUUAAACUUUCUUUUGAUCCGUAACUCGUUCAUCACAGUUUUUUGAAGUGUAUUGUGGGGAGUUCUCCAUGACUUCACUAGUUCCUUUCCUAACUUAUCGUGCUAGUUUUUAAGUUUUGGAAUGGUUCACCUUUCCGUUUUCCAUUCGUUACUGGUGACAAACUAUGGUAAUCGGUUUUAUCAACUUUAUUUCCGAUUAGCUAAUAAGAUAGACUAUUUAGCACAUUAAAUCAGCUUACAAACAGCGACUUAUAAUGGUAAUGGUAAAUCAGUUUACAAGGGAAGCUGAAUGUUCAUUUUGCCAAAGUAGAAAAAUGUAACAAGUGGUGAAAGUACUAGAAUUUCACACGGUUGGCUGCAGAAUCCAACUGCAUUUCAGUUGUCUAAGUAAUCUCUGGCAAUCUAUAGUACACAUUGUUGUGGCUUAUUUCUUUUCAUUCAGUUAACUAAAAUUUAUUAAGUCAGAAAGCCUGACUGCUCAUUAUCAAUGAAGACUUCAUUGGUAUACUUCAAGUUACACAGUUGUCGAUAGCUGUUAUCGGGAUAUAGAUUGGAUUAAAACAUAUCCUGUAUAGUACUGUAAUGGGGCACUCUGGUUGGUUUUUUCCUAACUAACCAAUGCUAGCGGAGACUCGGAGAAAACUCUAGAAUCUUAUGUAAAAAUCUUAAAUAUACUGACGCUUUUCUUGCCGUGAUUCCUACUUCCAUCCAACUUUUUUAUUUGGAGUUUAAUUACGUUCCUGUUCAACCAUGCUCGGAUUUGGGGACUUGUCAAGUAGUGUCUGAGAAUAUUUAGCAAUAAGAGUGGUUGGGUCGAAAUAAGAGAAAUUAUGACGGUAGUUAUGCAGGUUUUGGGUCGAACUCUGUAUAGGACGGUAACGUUGAACUACAGUGUUCUUACGCUAUACCUGCCAUGAUGACAAUCUAGCGAUUGCUCGUUUAUAACUGAAGAAAGUAAGCAAUAUCUGUUGAAGGUUGUAAUGGUUAAGAAUGUCAGGCCUGAGUUUAGCACAGACUACCAAUUAUGGUUUCAAACUAAAACCGUGUGGUAUCCUUAAUUGUCACACAGUUGAUCGCCUUUGCGGCGUUGUUGAGCGUGACUAAAUUGUUACGGUUACCAUUCACACUCAGGCGUAGGCUACCUUAGACAUCGGCAGGUUGUCCGUUGCUCUUUUCCUUGUAUUGCAUGUGGUUAUACCUAAUUGCCUCAGCCGUUGUCUGGUCCUUUUGUCGGUUUGUCCGACUUCGGUGUUGUACUGCUGUGAAUAAAUUAGUGCCAAGAUUUACCGAUUGAACGUCUGACCAUACCUUCCAAUGAUUUGCCCCUUCGUCGACUGAAUCGCGAACAGGCUCUGCACGAUCCUGCAAUGUCAGAAGAAAAUGUUGGACUCCUUGGUGGUGAAGCAAUGGGUGCUGCUGGCACUGCUGGUGGAUUACGACUGGGGUUUCUUGCUGGGAUUAUCCUUCGUGAACGGUUACCGGCUUUUGAGCGUAUGCUGUGGCGGGUGUGUCGAGGAAAUGUUUUCCUUAAGCAAGCAGAAGUUGAUGACCCAUUAGAAGAUCUAACAACGGGUAUGCCAGUCCACAAAUCCGUAUUCUUGGUAUUCUUUCAGGGUGAUCAGCUUCGAACUCGUGUUAAAAAGAUAUGCGACGGAUUCCAUGCAACGCUAUAUCCUUGCCCAGAUUCGCAAGCUGAUCGACGUAAUAUGGCCAUUGAAGUGAUGGGUCAGAUCCAAGAUUUAGAAACAGUGCUAACGCAAACUAGGCAGCAUCGUCAACGUAUUUUAGAAACGGCCGCUAAAAAUUUACGUACCUGGUUUAUAAGGGUUAGGAAAAUCAAGGCUAUCUAUCAUACUUUAAAUUUGUUCAACCUUGAUGUAACUACGAAAUGUAUGGUUGGGGAAUGCUGGUGUGCAGUGAAUGAUGUGGACAAAAUUAAUUUAGCUCUACGUCGUGGUAUGGAACGCAGCAAUAGUACUCUACAGCCGAUUUUAAAUGGAAUAGUAACUACGGAAAAUCCUCCGACAUACCAUCGAACAAAUAAAUUCACCUAUGCUUUUCAAAGCAUCAUUGAUGCUUACGGAGUCGCACGUUAUCGAGAAGUCAAUCCAGCUCUGUUCACAGUUAUCACAUUCCCAUUCCUGUUUGCUGUAAUGUUUGGAGAUGCUGGUCAUGGAUUGCUUAUGUUUCUUUUCGCUUUGUGGAUGGUUGUAUGUGAGCGAAAAUUAAGCGCUAAUAAGUCCGGAGGUGAGAUUUGGAAUAUAUUUUUCAAUGGUCGUUAUAUUAUACUUCUUAUGGGUUUGUUUUCAAUUUAUACUGGAUUGAUAUACAACGACAUAUUCUCUCUAUCUGCCAACAUUUUCGGGUCCUCAUGGUAUCCAACUUAUGAUAAUAGUGCUUUAUCAAAGGAAGUUAGACUCCAAUUAGAACCUCGAACAAGCGUUAAUGUGUCGGACCGAAUGUAUGCUGGAUAUCCUUAUCCUUUUGGUUUAGAUCCUGUAUGGCAGUUAUCUGGUAAUAAAAUCAUGUUGACAAAUUCGAUCAAGAUGAAGAUGUCUGUCGUACUGGGAGUAUUACACAUGCUAUUGGGCAUUAGUUUAGGUGCUUUCAAUUACAGAAAUAAUAAAGAUAACUUAUCGAUUUGGUGCUUACUGCUUCCUCAAAUCCUUUUCCUGUCAUGCAUCUUCCUCUAUUUGGUGAUAUUAAUCUUUUUCAAAUGGGUUGCGUAUACGGCGGAAACGGCAUCCUCUGCACCAAGUCUUCUUAUUGGAUUGAUCAAUAUGAUCCGUUUCAGUUAUUCGGAUGAAAUUCCUCCUUUGUAUUCUGGACAGAAAGCUGUUCAAAGUAUAUUGAUGGUUAUUGCAGUUAUAUGUGUUCCUUGGAUGUUGUUGUCUAAACCCUUAAUUUUGUAUAUGCGUCAUCGUGCCAUCAUGAAGAAUAGACAUUAUGUGGAUCCUGAUGCAAGUGUGCAUGUGGUCAUUGGUGGUGUAACAAAUCCAAAUAUGGAUGAUAGUUUCAUUGGUGAUAAUAAUGGUAUUAUGUACAGUGACAUGUCUCCACUACAUAGAUCGUCAUCUGAAAAACGUUCUAAGGUUUCAUUAAUUAGUCGAACAGAUUCACCAAGUAGUCAUGAAGUUCAUAAGUUUGAUUUCGGAGAUAUAAUGGUUCAUCAAAGCAUUCACACGAUUGAGUUUUGCUUAGGUUGCAUUUCCAACACAGCUUCUUACCUUCGACUAUGGGCUUUGAGUUUAGCACAUGCGCAAUUAUCGGAAGUCCUUUGGAGUAUGGUUAUGAGAAUGGGUUUACGUAUAUCUGGUCUAUAUGGCGGUGUUGUGUUAGCAUUUAUUUUCGCAUUCUGGGCUGUGCUAACCGUUAGUAUUCUUUUGUGCAUGGAAGGAUUAUCUGCUUUUCUCCAUACACUUCGUCUCCACUGGGUGGAAUUUCAAAAUAAAUUCUACAGUGGUGAUGGUUAUCCUUUCGUUCCAUUCUCCUUCGAACAUUCCAGCAGUGUAGUCGACAAUUAAAAUUAGAUUUUAUUAUUUUGCUAUGUUGUGUGUGUUCACUUAAAUGUAUCUUCAUAAAUGUUGUGAUUAUUCUUUUAAACUGCUAUAAUCAUUUCAUCUACUGGACAGUCCAGGUAAUUUAGUACUUAUUACUUAUUUAUUUAACCCUUAAGUCAUCAUCUACUUAACCGAUUUUAUUAUCCUUGAUCAUUACACAUUGACUGGGUUCGUUUCAUAUUUAUUAAUUUUUAUGUUGUUAGAUCUACUAAUAAAGCUGUUCAAAUCCACUUUCACAUUUUAAGAUAUUGCUUUAUCACUGAGAGUUAUUUUUUGUUUUAUUUGAACAAACUGUAGACCCAAAAAAUGGUUAGCUCAAUUCAGAUUUAGGAUGGUCCAGUCCAUUAUAUACUAAAUAUACUCAAUUUUAAUUGUAACAUUUCGAUAAUGAGCGUCCGGAAAUUAACAGGUACAAUUUCAAAGUCUCCACUACCUAGUCUUACUGAUACGUCUUUGUUAUACGUAGUGAUUUUCGGGUGCUGUAACCUUCAGACUUUCAGAAACAAUAGAAACCAAGACAAUAUAGUAUCUAACUGUUUAGAGUCAAACUAUGAAUAAAUCAAGUUCAAAUAUGUACCAAAAAAUUAUUAAGAAGGACGGUAUUGAUAAUCGUAGUUUUCAGCUUGUUAGGUGCCUCUAUAUUCUCUCGACAGUAAAAACGUUCUUUCCACAGGCAAAUACCCACAAUCCAUACGCAAAUGGAAAUUUUAAUUGAUCGAACAACAAACAAAAAUGAAAAGCCCAUAGUAGCCAUUUUGAACUGCUUGAUUGUUAGAAC
This is a messenger RNA of Schistosoma intercalatum, 5297 nucleotides long. The record is from the annotation of a GenBank genome assembly. Lineage: Eukaryota; Metazoa; Platyhelminthes; Trematoda; Strigeidida; Schistosomatidae.